Molecule: messenger RNA, 5553 nt
Organism: Zalophus californianus (California sea lion)
Lineage: Eukaryota; Metazoa; Chordata; Mammalia; Carnivora; Otariidae
Gene: ADAM10
Product: ADAM metallopeptidase domain 10
Exons: 15
Coding region: 790-3396 (868 amino acids)
Biological process (GO): Notch signaling pathway; membrane protein ectodomain proteolysis
Cellular component (GO): plasma membrane; synaptic membrane
Molecular function (GO): metalloendopeptidase activity involved in amyloid precursor protein catabolic process
Source: RefSeq, a predicted model, not a curated record
GUUGAGUUGUAUAAGUUCUUUAUAUAUUUUGGAUACUAACCCUUUAUCAGAUAUAUGAUUUACAAAUAUCUUCUCUCCUUGUGUAUGUUGCCUUUUCAUUCCUCUAAUUGCUUCUUUCCUUGUGCACCUCUCGGUUUGAUGUAGUCCUACUUAUUUGGCUUUUGUUGCUUGUGGUUUUGGUGUCAUAUUAAAAAAAACAUUGGCAAGACCCAUGUCAAGGAGCUUUUUUCCAGUUUGCUUCUAGAAAUUUUACAAUUUCAGGUCCUAUGUUUAAGUCUUUAAUCCAGGAAUACGAGUCUGAAGAACGAAAGUGAGUUACUGAGAAGCCAAACAGAAACCAAACGUGAGCUUCAAAGAAGUUGGGGUGCAGUUCUCUUCAGAGCAGGGAAAAAAGAGAGUGGUAAAGAGGACAUAUUUUGGGCAGGAGAUUUAGGACCGUAAGGAUUAAACUGCGGGCAUUUAGAAAGGCCAAAGCCUGAUCUGCGACAAAUUUUUAAAGAAUUCAGAAAAAAAAAUGCCAUAGGCUGUUGUCUUUCCUUUCUGGGGUUUGAAGGUCUUUUCAUCUGUUUGAUCACUGGUGGCUGUCGCUUGUUGGGACUUUGCUUUCGUUUAUUUGGUUGCUGUCGUGCACCACCAGAGACAGAAAAGGAAGAAAUAAAAAUCUCCCUUCCUUGUGAAGUUAAGAAGAAAGCGGCCUCUUAACAUCUUUUCACUCUCCCAUUUUCGUCUUAGGGACGGUCCUCAGCAGUCGUUAAGAACUAGCGAGCGAGCCGGCGCUGCUCUGAGGAGAUGCGCUCCCGUUUGGGGGCGGGACCAGGGGAAACCCCGCCUUCUAAACCCAAUCCCAGCUCUCCGCCGGCGGACAGGAAGCGGCGGCGAGCCCAGCUGCCGGGGAACCGGCCCUCGUGCGCAUGCGCGCGCCCCUGGGGAGCCUGGGGGAGGGGGAGGGGCGGGAGGAAGGGGUGCGGCUGGGUCUGCCGGUUGGGCGUCGCGCAUCACGUGGUGAGGAAGGAGGCGGAGGUCCCGGGCUCGGGGGAGGGAGGUAGAGAAGAGGGAAGGAGCGAGGGAAGGAACGCGGGGAAGGGAGGAAGGAAACGAACGAGGGGGAGGGAGGUCCCUGUUUUGGAGGAGCUGGGAGCUUUGCCGGCCCCUGAAGUGGAGCGAGAGGGAGGUGCUUCGCCGUUUCUCCUGCCGGGGGAGGUCCCGGCUUCCCGUGGAGACUCCGGACCAAGCCCCUUCAGCUUCUCCCUCCGGAUCGAUGUGCUGCGGUUAACCCGUGAGGAGGCGGCGGCCGCGGAAGAUGGUGUUGCUGAGAGUGUUAAUUCCGCUCCUCUCCUGGGCGGCGGGGCUGGGAGACAUUUCAACCUACGAAUGAAGAGGGAUACAUCCCUUUUCAGUGAUGAAUUUAAACUAGAAACAUCAAAUGAAGUACUUGAUUAUGAUACCUCUCAUAUUUACACUGGACAUAUUUAUGGUGAAGAAGGAAGUUUUAGCCAUGGGUCUGUUAUUGAUGGAAGAUUUGAAGGAUUCAUCCAGACUCGUGGUGGCACGUUUUAUGUUGAGCCAGCAGAGAGAUAUAUUAAAGACCGAACUCUGCCCUUUCAUUCUGUCAUUUAUCAUGAAGAUGAUAUUAACUAUCCCCAUAAAUAUGGUCCACAGGGGGGCUGUGCAGAUCAUUCAGUAUUUGAAAGGAUGAGGAAGUACCAGAUGACUGGUGUAGAGGAAGUAACACAGACACCUCAAGAAGAACAUGCUGUUAAUGGUCCAGAACACCUGAGGAAAAAACGUACAACUUCAGCUGAAAGAAAUACUUGUCAGCUUUAUAUUCAGACUGAUCAUCUGUUCUUUAAAUAUUAUGGAACACGAGAAGCUGUGAUUGCCCAGAUAUCCAGUCACGUUAAAGCAAUUGAUACGAUUUACCAGACUACAGACUUCUCCGGAAUCCGUAACAUCAGUUUCAUGGUGAAACGAAUAAGAAUCAACACAACUGCUGAUGAAAAGGACUCUACAAAUCCCUUCCGUUUCCCAAAUAUUGGUGUGGAGAAGUUUCUGGAAUUGAAUUCUGAGCAGAAUCAUGAUGACUACUGUUUGGCCUAUGUCUUCACAGACCGAGAUUUUGAUGAUGGUGUUCUUGGUCUGGCUUGGGUUGGAGCACCUUCAGGAAGCUCUGGAGGAAUAUGUGAAAAAAGUAAGCUGUAUUCAGAUGGUAAGAAGAAGUCCUUAAACACUGGAAUUAUUACUGUUCAGAACUAUGGGUCUCAUGUACCCCCCAAAGUCUCUCACAUUACUUUUGCUCAUGAAGUUGGACAUAACUUUGGAUCUCCACAUGAUUCUGGAACAGAGUGCACUCCAGGAGAAUCUAAGAAUUUAGGGCAGAAAGAAAAUGGCAAUUACAUCAUGUAUGCAAGAGCAACAUCCGGGGACAAACUUAACAACAAUAAAUUCUCACUCUGUAGUAUUAGAAAUAUAAGCCAAGUUCUUGAGAAGAAGAGAAACAACUGUUUUGUUGAAUCUGGCCAACCUAUUUGUGGAAAUGGGAUGGUGGAGCAAGGUGAAGAAUGUGACUGUGGCUAUAGUGACCAGUGUAAAGAUGAGUGCUGCUAUGAUGCAAACCAGCCAGAGGGCAAGAAAUGCAAGCUGAAGCCUGGGAAGCAGUGCAGCCCAAGUCAAGGUCCCUGUUGUACAGCACAGUGUGCAUUCAAAUCAAAAACUGAGAAGUGUCGGGAUGAUUCAGACUGUGCAAAAGAAGGAAUAUGUAAUGGCAUCACCGCGCUCUGCCCAGCCUCUGAUCCUAAACCAAACUUUACAGACUGUAAUAGGCAUACACAAGUGUGCAUUAAUGGGCAAUGUGCAGGUUCUAUCUGUGAGAAGUAUGGCUUGGAGGAGUGUACCUGUGCCAGUUCAGAUGGCAAAGAUGAUAAGGAAUUAUGCCACGUCUGCUGUAUGAAGAAGAUGGAUCCAUCAACUUGUGCCAGUACAGGGUCUUCGCGGUGGAGCAUGCACUUCGUUGGUCGAACCAUCACCUUGCAACCUGGAUCCCCUUGCAAUGAUUUUAGAGGCUACUGUGAUGUUUUCAUGCGGUGCAGAUUAGUAGAUGCUGAUGGACCUCUGGCUAGGCUUAAAAAAGCAAUUUUUAGUCCAGAACUCUAUGAAAACAUUGCUGAAUGGAUUGUGGUUUAUUGGUGGGCAGUAUUGCUUAUGGGAAUUGCCCUGAUCAUGCUAAUGGCUGGAUUUAUUAAGAUAUGCAGUGUUCAUACUCCAAGUAGUAAUCCAAAGCUGCCUCCUCCUAAACCUCUUCCAGGCACUUUAAAGAGGAGGAGACCCCCACAGCCCAUUCAGCAACCCCAGCGUCAGAGGCCCCGGGAGAGUUAUCAAAUGGGACACAUGAGACGUUAACUGCAGCUUUUGCCUUGGUUCUUCCUAGUGCCUACAAUGGGAAAACUUCACUCCAAAGAGACACCUAUUAAAUCAUCAUCCCCAAACUAAACCCUCACAAAUAACAGUCGGAGAAAAAAUGGCAAGAGAUCAUGUCCUCAGACCAGGUGGAAUUACUUAAAUUUUAAAGCCUGAAAAUUCCAAUUUGGGGGUGGGGGGUGGAAAAGGAACCCAAUUUUCUUAUGGACAGCUAUUUUUAACCUAAUGGCACAAAGUCUUAGAAUAUUAUUAUGUGCCCCGUGUUCCCUGUUCUUCGUUGCUGCAUUUUCUUCACUUGCAGGCAAACUUGGCUCUCGAUAAACUUUUAUCACAAAUUGAAAUAUAUAUAUAUUUUUUUCAACUGCCAAUCAAGGCUAGGAGGCUCGACCACCUCAACAUUGGAGACAUCACUUGCCAAUGUACAUACCUUGUUAUAUGCAGACAUGUAUUUCCUACGUACACUGUACUUCUGUGUGCAAUUGUAAACAGAAAUUGCAAUAUGGAUGUUUCUUUGUAUUAUAAAAUUUUUCCGCUCUUAAUGAAAAAUUACUGUUUAAUUGACAUACUCAGGAUAACAGAGAAUGGUGGUAUUCAGUGGUCCAGGAUUCUGUAAUGCUUUACACAGGCAGUUUUGAAGUGAGACUCAAUUUACCUUUUUAUAAUGAUGGAGUUGGUUCUGAUACUCCUCUUGUCUUCACCCCAUGGCUGCUAAGAGCAUAGGAGUGACUACGUUGAAGGACACAGUUAAGUGUGCAAACUGGAUGUGCGCAGCAUACUACUUCAGAGUCCGUUCUUACGUAAAUGUCUGAUUUCUGCUUAUUUUAAACUUUCUAAUUCAAUUCCGGUUUUGAAAUUUUAAUCACGCUUUGGUAGAAAUUAUGUCAAUGAAAUGAUUUUUUUUUAUUUGUAGCCUGUUAUUUGUGUUUUCCAUAUAUCUAAAGUAUGCUAAUUGUGUUUUUGGUUUUCUCUGAUAUGGAAAGGAAAAAGCUGUGUCUUUUAUUUUAUCAAAAUAUUAGAACAGUUUUUUCAGCAUACUAUCACUGAUCAUUGGUAACCACUAAAGAAGGGUGAUUUGUUCAACUAGUAGUUAAAAUUGUAGAUAGGCCUUCUGACAUUUUUUUCCUUAAAAUAUUUUAACAACAGUGAAGGUGAAACAGCACAAUGUCCCAUUCCAAAUUUAUUUUUUAAACAGAUGUAAAUAACUGGCUUUUUAAAGAAAGAAAGCAAAAGCAUUUAAUGUAGUAACAGGCUUAUUGCUAUGCAGGAAUGGAAGGGGGCAUUACAACAAAGUUUUAAGCUUGUGACAUAUUUAUUGCUUCUGUUUUCCAACUACAUCACUUAAAUUAGAAGUAAACAGCUAUGAUUUUUCUGGCUUCACAUAGGAGGCAAAUUUAGAGAACGUUGAAAAGAUUUGUGUUUUGGCUUUUUUUUUUCCUUUUUGUUUCUUAAGAGUAUAAGGUUUACACAAUCAUUCUCAUAAUGUGACGCAAGCCAGCAAGGCCAAAAAUGCUAGAGAAAAUAAUGGGAUCUCUUCCUUGUAAACUUGUACAGUAUGUGGUGACUUUUUUCAAAAUACAGCUUUUUGUACAUGAUUUAGAGACAAAUUUUGUACAUGAAACCCCAGAUAGACUAUAAAUAAUUCUAAACCAACAAGUAGGUAGAUAUGUAUGUAAUUGCUUUUAAAUCAUUUAAAUGCCUUUGUUUUUGGACUGUGCAAAGGUUGGAAGUGGGUUUGCAUUUCUAAAAUGGUGACUUUUAUUCUGCAAGAGUUCUUAGUAACUUCUUGAGUGUGGUAGACUUUGGAACAUGUACAUUUUUUGCUUGUAAUGUUAUCCUGUGGUAGGGUUUUGGCAGGUACCCACUGCCCUAUUUUAUUUUGAGUCUAAGUUAAAUGUUUUCUGACAAGAGAUACGUGCACUGAACUCUUUCCACUGCAAAUCAAAAUGUGGUAAAAACAAAAGGAUCAAGACAAAUGAGAUCUAAUACUACUGUCAGUUUAAUGUCCACUGUGUUUUAUACAGUAUCUUUUUGUUCACUUUGGAAAUUUUUACUAAAAAUUGCAAAAAAUAAAGUAUUGUGCAAAGAUGUAAGGUUUUUUGAAACUUGAAAUGCAUUAAUAAAUAGACUUGAUGAAAUCAA